Molecule: messenger RNA, 813 nt
Organism: Penicillium lagena
Lineage: Eukaryota; Fungi; Ascomycota; Eurotiomycetes; Eurotiales; Aspergillaceae
Exons: 2
Coding region: 1-813 (270 amino acids)
Source: RefSeq, a predicted model, not a curated record
AUGCCAUCCAAUAAAUCUUUCCCAGCGAUUCUUCACAUUCGCGAUUUCAUCGAGCAUGUCGAACCAGAUCCAACGCGCCCUGCUAAAGGACUUUCCAUGCAGCUGCGUGUUUCACUCAAUAUACCAGACAAAGAUGUACAAUCAGACGAUGUUGAACAGCAUGACAUCCCCACCCUGAUUCGAUUUUUCAAUGAAGGGAACCGGCCUGGCCUAUACCAACCAAACGCUUUUGUCUAUGCCUGGGGGUCUUUCCUCACCAACUCCUCUGACAGCACCCAGGCGAUCAAGAAGAUACCGAUUCAUAUUUCAUGCACUGCCCCGAAGCGGCUCAGCCUGUCGUCACCGUUCUCGGAACGGUUCUUGAACGAGGGGGUUCAGCUAAACGGUGGUUCAACGCUAUUACACUAUCGUCUCCAAUCUACAGUCUACAACAGUUCGUCUCGGACCCAUCACACAUUCCCCCUGACCGCAUACUUCAAGAACGGACAACGUUGGGCGAACCUUCCACCACUAAACGUAAACACCAGCAUUUUUCUGACUGGGCGUAUUUUCGGCUCCACCAAAGAAAAUCACCAAUUAGCUGUGAUUACGGACGAUAUACAUUUCCUUCCAACCCUGUCACAAUCUCUUACCCCCACCCCAUCUCCAACAAUUGGUAAACGCAAACGCCAGGACCGCUGGGCCCAAAGGGCUAACCCUCGCUCUCCAUUCAUGUCAGUGGCCUUGUUGCAAGAUGACUCGACCCCAAUCAUGCAAUUAUCAUACAACUCCACUGAAACCACUACUCUGAAUGACGACGACGAAGAAACCUGA